This is a messenger RNA of Nicrophorus vespilloides, 1595 nucleotides long. RefSeq lists its product as uncharacterized. The record is from RefSeq and is a predicted model, not a curated record. Gene Ontology annotation, cellular component: extrinsic component of mitochondrial inner membrane. Lineage: Eukaryota; Metazoa; Arthropoda; Insecta; Coleoptera; Silphidae. Bases 280 to 1425 code for a protein of 381 amino acids. The transcript is spliced from 2 exons.
CACUGUCAUUCGCACUAGUGUUUGGGUGCAUGAAUGGAUUGUUUUCUGAUACCAUUGUUGCUCUAUAGUGCCCUAGGUCAGAGAAGAUGUUAGGUUAGGUGAAGUUGCCCUAGGUUUUUAUUUUUUAAAAUACAUACAAACAAUUUGGUAAUUUCGCUAUUUUCAUAUCCACUCUGUAGGUCAAGUGGCGAUCUGUUUGAGAAAUCUUAUUAAUAUUCACGGAUUAACUUAUGCGCAUGCGCCACCCCUUAAAAAACUAGUGUUUUGGGUCCGGGUGUUAUGAUGUCCGGAUUAAAGAAGUUUCGUUUCAGCGGUACCCGAUGUCAACUGUGUUACGAUAAAAGAAGAGAUUUGAAGCGAUGUUCCCAAUGCCAGGUAAUGCCGUACUGCUGCAAGGAACAUCAACAGGCCGAUUGGCCUUACCACAAGAAGGUGUGCAAGUAUCUGCAGCAGGCUCUCGAGAAAGCUGUCAGUGCUAGAGAUAUUAAGGGUUAUCGGGCGCUGCUGCAAUUCUCGGUGAAGAUGUCCAAAGGAUCUCUAGACGAAUACGAGCAAUCGCUCAUUAGGCGAUUGCCAUGCUGCGAUGUUUGCAACGAUCACAAGAAUCUGAUCUACUGCCAAGGAUGCUUUUGCGCCGCCUACUGUUCACAUGCACACAGAGACAGCGACCGCGAGAGCCAUGCACCGUACUGUGCAGAUCUAAAGAUCUGGUGCGAGAUCGACGAGAUGGGCAAAAAAAAGAUGCCGCACAUAAUAUACAAAGAUAUGAAUGGGUACGCUCGAAACAUCAACGAAGUGUUCCCAACUUGUUCCGACCGAAUCUCUGAAGUGCUUAGCAAGCAUCUGGCCUCUCCGUUCGCUACUAUCAUGCACGGCCUUCGAGCCGUCGGCUGUAAAACCAAGCAUCUAAUUAUUCACAUCGUUGGAGCGGAUACCUACGAGAUGGUAUUCGACUGGCGAAUGCUCACCGCUCUCUUGGGCCAUCGCUUCCCCAAGACCCACACCUACGAGAUCUAUUUGAUCGGUCCCAAUAUGACAUGCGACAACAUUGUAGCAAGAGUUAGUAAUCUUACGGCGUACCGUGUCAUAGGCUUGUACCAUGACAUGAUCAAAGAGUUACCGGAACCACAUCUGGUCGUGGCUUUUAACUGUGGAAUCCAUUCGAGUCCCGAAACAUGGCAGAAGAGUAUUCCUGCCCUCCUGAAUAAACCCUUCAUACUCACCGGUUACCUAGACGAAGAAACAAUCGCGGAUAAGAAUAUAUUGAUGAAGCAUCGUGACGGAGAUUACGUUGACAUCAUCUACGAUUGCGUUAAGAAUCCCUUUGCCUCGCCAUUGGCAUACAAAAAUUGGGAACUUUGCGAAUCCAAGGUUUAUUAUGUUAACAACUACAUUUUCAUGAGCAAACCCAAAAUCAACAUAUAAACUAUGUACAUAUUCUAUAUUAUUUAUAUAUUCAUACUUAUAUGAUAUUGCAUAAAUUAUAAAGAUGGAAACAAAAUAUGUAAUUGCUUUGUAAGUAUAUUAGUAGUUAAGCUUAACCUUGUGUACUCAUUUUUUUUUUACUUUCUGUUUAUAAAAAUUAUGUUAUGUUC